This is a messenger RNA of Rasamsonia emersonii CBS 393.64, 1203 nucleotides long. RefSeq names its product Malate permease. Gene Ontology annotation, biological process: sulfite transmembrane transport; transmembrane transport. Gene Ontology annotation, cellular component: plasma membrane. The transcript is spliced from 5 exons. The record is from RefSeq and is a predicted model, not a curated record. Gene Ontology annotation, molecular function: sulfite transmembrane transporter activity. Bases 1 to 1203 code for a protein of 400 amino acids. NCBI's taxonomy places the organism in Eukaryota, Fungi, Ascomycota, Eurotiomycetes, Eurotiales, Trichocomaceae.
AUGUCGGAAAAUACUAUGGAAGAAGACAAUGAUUCCUCUACGGCUGAGCCCACACAGCACGAUGUUGGCUGGAGACGGAUUGUUCGACAUUUUACGCCAUCAUGGUUUUCGGUGACCAUGGGCACAGGAAUCGUGUCCAUUCUGCUGAACACCUUGCCCUAUAAUGGUUCAUGGCUGUACUGGAUCUCAAUCAUCAUCUUUGUUCUGAAUGUGGUUCUCUUUGCAGCGGCCUGCGUCAUUACUGCGAUGCGGUACAUCCUCUAUCCCGACAUCUUCAUGGCCAUGAUCCGCCAUCCGGUCCAGUCGAUGUUUAUCGGCACCUUUCCCAUGGGCUUCGCGACUAUCAUCAACAUGUUCUGCUUUGUGUGUGUUCCGGCCUGGGGCGAGUGGACGAGGAAUUUCGCCUGGGGGAUGUGGAUCUUCGAUGCUGUGAUAUCGGUCAUGACGGCGCUGUCUCUUCCUGCUCUUCUAAUGAUGCACAUGCCCGAGGUGCAGCUGUCUUCCAUGACAGCCGUCUGGCUGCUGCCCGUCGUCAGCUGCGUCGUUGCCGCCGCCUCGGGAGCCAUUGUCGCCGACAUGCUCACCGACCCGCAGCAUGCGCUGUGGACCAUCAUCGUCAGCUACAUCCUGUGGGGGAUCGGCAUCCCAAUGGCAUUGAUGGUGAUGGUCAUCUACUUCCAGCGGCUGACGCUGCACAAAUUGCCUCCGAAGGCGAUGAUCGUGAGCGUCUUCCUGCCACUGGGCCCUCUUGGUCAAGGUGGUUUUGGACUCAUGAAGCUUGGAGCCGCCGCGCAGGCCAUAUUCCCCCAGACACAGACUCUGUCAGGUAAUGCAGGUUCGAUCUUCUACGCGGUUGGCAUGCUGGUCGCUCUCAUCAUGUGGGCCUUCGGGCUGGUGUGGCUGUUCUUUGCGUCUGCAUCGAUCGCCUACAGCAGGAACUUUCCCUUCAACAUUGGCUGGUGGGGAUUUACGUUCCCGCUGGGCGUUUUCGCGACGAGUACCUGCCAGUUGGGGAGGGAGUUGCCGUCGCGAUUCUUCCUGGUGCUUGGAACGAUCUUUUCCGUCGCUGUCACAUUACUGUGGAUCGUCGUGUCCGUCGGAACGGUGAAGGGCGUCGUUUCCGGGAAGUUGUUCUACGCUCCGUGUCUGGCUGACCUGCGAGUAAGGAAGAACGAGGAGAAGGACAACUCCAAGGCGGCUUGA